Molecule: messenger RNA, 1441 nt
Organism: Cylindrotheca closterium
Lineage: Eukaryota; Bacillariophyta; Bacillariophyceae; Bacillariales; Bacillariaceae
Source: the annotation of a GenBank genome assembly
ACGGGUUCCAUUGCACUUUGCAUGUACGUUUGACAGGGGUCAUUUUGAGAUUGUCGAGUUGCUCCUUGAGAAGGGUGCUGACAUUAAUGCAAAAAAUCAAUAUGGAUUGAGUCCAUUGUACAUGGCAUGUGAUGCAGGUCACUUAGAGAUAGUCAAGUUACUACUCGAGAAUGGUGCUGACAUUGAUGCCACGAAUCAAUAUGGAAAUACACCAUUGUACCCGGCAUGCGAUAAUGGUCAGUUGGAGAUAGUCAAGUCGCUACUCGAGAAGGGUGCUGACAUUCAUGCCAAGAAUCAAUUUGGAGGCACACCGUUGAACUUUGCAUGCGAUGGAGGUCAUUUAAAGAUAGCUAGGUUGCUACUUGAGAAGGGUGCGGACAUUCAUGCCAAAGACAGUGAUGGACGGGUUCCAUUGCACUUUGCAUGUACGUUUGACAGGGGUCAUUUUAAGAUAGUCAAGUUGCUACUUGAGAAGGGUGCUGACAUUAAUGCAAAAAAUCAAUAUGGAUGGAAUCCAUUGAACUUUGCAUGCGAUGCAGGUCAUUUAGAGAUAGGCAAGUUACUACUUGAGAAUGGUGCUGACAUUGUUGCCAAGAAUCGAUAUGGAAAUACACCAUUGUACACAGCAUGCGAUGCAGGUCAUUUGGAGAUAGUCAAAUCGCUACUCAAGAAGGGUGCUGACAUUCAUGCCAAGAAUCAAUUUGGAGGCACACCGUUGAACUUUGCAUGCACUGAAGGUCAUUUAGAGAUAGCUAGGUUGCUACUUGAGAAGGGUGCUAACAUUCAAGUCAAGUAUCAAUUUGUUGAACCAUUGAAAUUUGCAUGCAAUAAAGGUCAUUUAGAGAUAGCUCGGUUGCUACUCGAGACAGGUGCUGACAUUAAUGCAUCAGACAAUGAAGGAAACACACAAUUGCAUGUUUCAUGCAACAAGGGCCAUUUAGAGAUAGUCAAGCUGCUACUCGAGAAUGGUGCUGACAUUGGCGACAAAGGCAACAAGGGACGCACUGCAUUGCAAAAGGCAUGCGAUGCAGGUCAUUUAGAGGUAGUCCAGUUGCUACUCGAGAAGGGUGCUGAGAUUAAUGCCAAGGAUCAAAUUGGAGACACACCAUUACAUCAAGCAAUCUACGAGGGCCAUUUAGAGGUAGCCAAGUUGCUACUCAAGAAGGGUGCUAACAUUGAUGCCAAGAACAAAAGGGGAAGCACACCAUUGCACCAUGCAUGCGAAAAUGGUCAUUCAGAGGUAGUCAAUUUGCUACUCAAGAAGGGUGCCGACAUUUCUGCCACAGACAACAUUGGAAAUACAUCCUUACACAAGCCACAAAAGUGUCUUCAAUGGAAAGUAUUCAAGUUGUUACUCAAUAAGGGUGCUAAUGUGAAUGCCACAGACGCUGAAGGAAAGACAUCUUUGCAUAUGGCAUGCAGUGAGGGUCAAUUAGCAUAA